Pollicipes pollicipes is the source of this 375-nucleotide messenger RNA. RefSeq names its product adult-specific cuticular protein ACP-20-like. Lineage: Eukaryota; Metazoa; Arthropoda; Thecostraca; Pollicipedomorpha; Pollicipedidae. Bases 1 to 375 code for a protein of 124 amino acids. The transcript is spliced from 3 exons. Gene Ontology annotation, cellular component: extracellular matrix. The record is from RefSeq and is a predicted model, not a curated record.
AUGAAGUUCCUGGCUCUCUUCGCCGCCAUCGCCGCCACGGCCAGCGCGCAGGGCUACGGCCACGGCGUGGGAUACGGCGCCGGCCACGGCGGCGGCCGCGGCGGCGUCCACGGCGGGCGGCUAUGGCGGCGGAUACGCGCGCCGCGCGCCUACGCCUUCGAGUACGCCGUGGAGGACCCGCACUACGGACCCAAGUUCCGGCAGAGCGAGCACAACGACGGCAAGACGGCGCAGGGCUAUUACAGCGUGGCGCUGCCCGACGGCCGCACCCAGCACGUCAAAUACUACGCCGACCAGGCCGGCUACGGCGGCUACAACGCCGAGGUCACCUACACCGGCUACGCCCAGCACGCCCAGCCCGCACACAAGUACUAG